AUGGAGAAGUCUAACUCUUCAGCAUAUGAAUGGACAUAUGAAUAUUACUAUGAUUACCUGGAUCCUGUAGCUGUGGAUGCAAGUAAACUCAAAUACAAUAGAUAUUCUAUCGUUAUAAUAUUCUGGAUCACUAUGGCUGCCUUUAUUGGACUAUUAUUCUUGAUUCUGUCAAGUAUCUCAGGAACUAAGCAGCUCCCAAGGCAUCAGAGUGGUAGGAGAAAGCCAAGAAGAGAAAGAAAUUCUUCCUCUAAAACUGUGGUGUGA
Messenger RNA from Neoarius graeffei (lesser salmon catfish), 264 nucleotides. RefSeq names its product melanocortin-2 receptor accessory protein-like. Gene Ontology annotation, cellular component: plasma membrane; endoplasmic reticulum. Lineage: Eukaryota; Metazoa; Chordata; Actinopteri; Siluriformes; Ariidae. The coding region runs from base 1 to 264 and encodes 87 amino acids. Gene Ontology annotation, biological process: protein localization to plasma membrane; regulation of adenylate cyclase-activating G protein-coupled receptor signaling pathway. Gene Ontology annotation, molecular function: corticotropin hormone receptor binding; type 4 melanocortin receptor binding; type 3 melanocortin receptor binding. The transcript is spliced from 3 exons. The record is from RefSeq and is a predicted model, not a curated record.